UCUGUGCCGCGGCUGCACACACUCGCUGCCAAGGUCGCCAAAAGAAGCAGUCAAACCCUUCCUUCAGCGAGUGCCUGCCCGAAAAUCGCAAGUUGGAAGAUCUCCAUCAAGACAGAGAGACUUUUAAAACUGAAGAAAGAUAAGGAAUACUUCUAUAAAAAAGUUAUCGAUGCUUUUGAUCAGAAGGAGCUGGCAUGGAUUUAAUUUUUAAGUAAAGAAAAAGAAACACGCAUGUUCGCAACCUGAAGUCCUGCGACAUAGAAGGUUUUCCGGAAUGGGUAACCUGCUAAAAGUCCUUACAAGGGAUAUAGAGAACUGUCCCCACUUUUUCCUGGACUUUGAAAACGCCAAAUGGGGAAUCUGUUAAAAGUUCUCACUUGCACAGAGCUCCAACAGGGGCCAAACUUUUUCCUUGACUUUGAAAAUGCACAGCCCACAGAAGGAGAGUGUGAAGUAUGGAACCAAGUGAACUCUGUUCUCCAGGACUCUGAAAGCAUCCUUUCAGGCCUCCAGGCGUACAAGGGAGCCGGACAGGAAAUCAGAGAUGCAAUCCAGAACCCAGGUGACUUCAUGCUCCAGGAGCGGGCCUGGAAUUCCGUGUGCCCGCUGGUCAUCAAACUCAAGAAGUUCUACAGUUUCUCUCUGAGGCUCGAGGAAGCCCUCCAGAGUCUGCUGGAGUCCCUGACAUGCCCACCCCACACGCCCACUCAGCACUUGGAGAAGGAACAGGCGCUGGCCAAACAGUUUGCCCAGAUCCUCCACUUCACGCUACGCUUCGAUGAGCUUAAGAUGAGGAUUCCCGCCAUUCAGAACGACUUCAGCUAUUACAGGAGAACCAUCAGUCGAAACCGGAUCAACGACAUGAACCUGGAUAUCGAGAAUGAAGUUAAUAACGAAAUGGCCAACAGAAUGUCUCUGUUUUACGCCGAGGCGACGCCCAUGCUGAAAACGCUCAGCAACGCGACCACGAACUUUGUGACUGAGAACAAGACUCUUCCGCUGGAAAACACCACCGACUGUCUGAGCACCAUGGCCAGCGUCUGCAAAGUCAUGCUGGAGACGCCAGAAUAUUCCAGUCGCUUCAGCAGCGACGACACAGUUCUGUUCUGCAUGAGGGUCAUGGUGGGCGUCAUCAUCCUCUACGACCACGUGCACCCCAUCGGGGCCUUCAACAAGUCCUCCAAGAUCGACAUGAAAGGCUGCAUAAAAGUGCUGAAGGAGCAACCGGCCGACAAUGUGGAAGGUCUGCUCAACGCCCUCAGAUUCACCACCAAACAUCUGAACCAAGAGUCCACUCCGAGGACCAUCAGGUCCAUGCUGCAGUGAGGACCCCGGACUCAGAUAAGACCCUUAUGUUGACAUUCUUUCAAAGGCAUGGCGGUCUUCAAGAGGCGGAACCGAGGGCAUGGUUGGUUUCAGCCUGGAUCAGAUCUCAUAUGAAGGCAGAGCCAGCUUCAAGGGCUGAAAGUUUGUCUUCUUGUCCUGUCACUGGGAAUUCAAUCUUUACAAUGACAUCGAAACCCCAUGAAAAUAUUUGUACUACUGUUUUAUUUCAUUCUUGUUAAUAUAUUCAUUUCUUGACAGUUUUAAAAGGAGAAAAAAUGCCUUGUUUAAAUUAUUACCUAAAUAUUUUUUUUUAUGCUUGGUGUCAUUGUAUUGCCUUAAAACGCACAUUUGGAGCUACUGUACUUUUUGAAGGGGAACUGCACUUAUUUUUGCAAUGUUGCCUAUUGUUUACAAUCAUUAUGAGAGACAAGAACACAGGUGGUUUUAUUUUUUAUAUGCAUUCUAAAUAAUAAUUAAAUGCGAUCAAAAGUCUGCAAUGGAGCCAAUGGUAGUCGCUCUAUUCUGCCUGUAAAGCCUUUAAAAAAACAUCCAAACACCUCCAUUGAGGUUUUAUAUACUGGAUGUAAGUAUAUAUCUAAUGUUAGAACAUUCAUAAUAACAUUAUCUAUUUACGUAUUUUCAUCAUUCUCAAGCAUUUCAAAAAUGUAUCAUGAAGUUUGCUUUUUUCCAACAUCACUAAUUAUUACUCACUGCAAACUUCACAAUAACACAUCACUUACUGUACAAGGUUUGCUGUCAUUAGGACGCACUGCAGACUUCACAAUAAAACAUCACUUACUGUCCAGGGUCUUCUGUCAUUAGGAAUGCCGACUGACAGAAUCUUGUUAUAUUCUCGUUUAGAUGAAGAAUGACUCAUAAUCCUCGCCAAGAAAAGAGGGUCAUUCUCGCCAUCGCCGGGUCUAAACUGGCUGUCAAAGUGUACCAACUUGUCGGAAUACGUCCUCAGCCUUCUCUAGACCAGGUGAGGGGUAUGAUUUAUGAUCUACUGUGAAGUUUGACGAGCAAGAGAACGAGGUAGCAGCUGAUCAGUCGAUCAUGUCAACAUUGGCGUUGCUAUAACUAGUUAGUCUGCGUUAGCGCUCAAACUGUAAAUCCGGACUAUAAGCCACUACUUUUUUCUUAAACUUUAAACGGUGCGGCUAAAUUAUGUUUUUUUUUUCCUCAGAUAACAGCCCCGAUAAAAACAGUUACAAAAUAACAAGCAAAUACACCCUAAAAAUUGUUUUAUUGUUUGUGCUACGGCCCCAUCUUAUGGACAGGUUUGCUCAUUGCAGAUGUCCUUCCAUUCACGUGUAGCACUUUUUUGUUUUUUCCCAACCAAAGUGCCGUGUUGGUCUUGCAGCUGGCAAUAGCGUUGCUACAUGUAUAGAUUCCUCAUUCAUUGCUCCAAGCAACAUUUGUAAAUUUUACAAUACGACUAAAACAAUUCUUACUCAUUAAAGCGUUCAAUUAGUUAUGUCUGUAGGAGUGUUUUCAUGCAUAUUUGUACGCGCUAUCGUUUUUGAUAAAGAUAGCGUCAUUAAGUGGCCCCACUCAGUGGCCUAGUGGUUAGAGUGUCCGUCCUGAGAUCGGUAGGUUGUGAGUUCAAACCCCAGCUGAGUCAUACCAAAGAGUAUAAAAAUAGGACCCAUUACCUCCCUGCUUGGCACUCCGCAUCAAGGGUUGGAAUCCCCAAAUAUGAUUCCUGGGCGUGGCCACCGCUGCUGCCCACUGCUCCCCUCACCUCCCAGGGAGUGAACAAGGGGAUGGGUCAAAUGCAGAGGACACAUUUCACCACACCUAGUGUGUGUGAGACAAUCUUUGGUACUUUAACUUUACUUAAACAUAGCUAAUAUGCUAACAGAUUUGCGAGUGUCUGUGUUAGUAUUAUUAACUUGCGAUGUCAUUUUUUGUUGUUGUUUCAGUUUUAUAAAUUCCUCAGUAAAUCAACCAAAAUGUCACCAUGGAGUAAUAGAGUCUGUUUAGCUGAUUGGAGAGCUACCUUGCAUAGCUAGUAGUUCCAUGACGAUGACUUCUGUUUUGUUGGAUCAGCCGUUUUACUGCUGUGUUUUUAAAAAAUUAUAUUUAUCAAAUAUUUCCGUUUUAACAACUAAUUUCACAACGUACAGUAUAUAUCUGCUACAUAUAGUCUGGUGCAGCUAAAAUAUGGGGGGAAAAUAUUCUCAAGUUUACCCAUGUGCUCUACAGUCCGGACCAUACGAUAAUGUCGCUAUUACUUGCACAAUUUUCAAGUCAUUUGGAGUAUUGUUGGUACUUUUCGGAUGGUUAUGUAUUGGGUUUUAUUGGCUCCGCUGUAAACGGGCUUAUAUUUACGUUUAUUUACGAGCUGGAAUGCAUUUUUAAAAAUACAACCCAUAAUAAACGUGAAGGAUAGGCAAACCUCCAAAAAAAAACAAGUGCCGUUCCCCUUUCACUUAAAACACUCCUCACACAAAAGAAGAACAUAUUUCGGAUGGCUUUUACUAUGCAAAGAUGUAUAUUUCAUUUCCGUGUGAAGAAUGCAAGAUGUUUGAUGAAAGUGUGCUAUUGGGUAAUAAAGGUGGUACAUUUCUAA
This is a messenger RNA of Nerophis ophidion (straightnose pipefish), 3901 nucleotides long. It is a transcript of the gene cyria, whose product is annotated as family with sequence similarity 49 member A. NCBI's taxonomy places the organism in Eukaryota, Metazoa, Chordata, Actinopteri, Syngnathiformes, Syngnathidae. The record is from RefSeq and is a predicted model, not a curated record. The transcript is spliced from 14 exons. Gene Ontology annotation, biological process: regulation of actin filament polymerization. Gene Ontology annotation, molecular function: small GTPase binding. Bases 352 to 1326 code for a protein of 324 amino acids.